Molecule: messenger RNA, 1110 nt
Organism: Quercus robur (English oak)
Lineage: Eukaryota; Viridiplantae; Streptophyta; Magnoliopsida; Fagales; Fagaceae
Exons: 4
Coding region: 1-1110 (369 amino acids)
Molecular function (GO): zinc ion binding
Source: RefSeq, a predicted model, not a curated record
AUGCAGGAGUUUGAAAAAAACCCCAAUUGGAAAGUGGUUGGUGUUCAACAUCAUGUGAAGCAAGCACUUGAAAUUGACAUAAGUUACAGUCAAGUGUAUAGGGCAAAAAGGAAAGCUAUUGACUUGAUUACUGGGGAUGAACAGCUGCAAUAUGGGAAACUUAGGGAUUAUGCAGAGAUGAUAAGAUUGAAUGAUAAAGGAAGUAGGGUUAUUUUGCAAACUGAAAUGGAAGAUGAAAAUGCACAGCCCAAAUUUAAGAAAAUAUAUAUUAGGUAUAAUGCACAAAAACUUGGGUUUUUGGGAGGUUGUAGACCAAUCAUUGGUUUAGAUGGGUGCCACUUGAAAGGGAGAUUUAGAGGGCAAAUACUUUCUACCAUAGCUAGAGAUGCAAAUGAUAAUAUUUUCCCAGUUGCAUUUGCUGUUGUUAAGCAAGAAAACAAAGAUUCAUGGGUAUGGUUUCUGCAGCAGUUUUCAGAUGACAUUAGGGAUCCAGAGCAACUUAAUCUAGUCUUCAUCAGUGAUAGACAAAAGGACAAAUUAGAGAAGUUAAAACAUGAAUCUAUACCUUUCAGUGCUACUCCAGCAGGCAGCUUCAUGUAUAACGUUGAUAAUGGUCAUGAGAGACAUGUGGUUGACUUGGCUAAGAAAGCAUGUAGCUGUAGGAUUUGGGAUUUGACAGGACUUCCUUGCAAACAUGGGAUCUCUGCUAUUGUUAAGAACCUGGAGAAAGUGGAGGACUAUUCUGAGUGGGUUAAGACUAACCAACCUGCUCCUGUUACUCCUCAUGUGUAUAAACCACUUGGCAGACCACCAAAGCAAAGAAAAAGAGAUCCUGAAGAGCCAAGGAACCCUUAUAGAGUUUCGAGGAUGAACAAGACAAUCAAGUGUAAAAAGUGCAAGAAAGAAGGACAUAAUGCAAGAGGGUGCAAGGCAGGCAUCACUGGUGAAACUCCAUGGCAGAGAAGAGAUAGACUUGCUAAAUCAGCAGCUCCAAGUGCAUCUGUGAGCACUAGUCAAGGAAGUGGUGAUGGUGCUGCUAGGGGAUUUAAAGGCAAAAAGUUUCAACCAGUUGGUAGAAAGGGCAAGAAUGCAGCUGGCAAGGGUACCUAA